UAUAUACAGUAGCGUUUCGCUUGAGUGCAAAGUGUUGCCACCACAAGCUUACUGUCUACAGUGCUGAGCGGGGUCGCACCACUGUUUCUCCCAUCCCAUCUUUGCGGUUUUCUUCAAGCUCAUAUCCGAGCCGCUCACAAUCAAGCUCGCAUCAAGUCGCUCUGUACAGCAAAUUGAUGCAGGGACAGCCCAGCAAGCCCAAUCCUAGGAUGGCGCGCGAGCAGUCCAGCGGCGCGGGCUCAGCCACACGACCAGCCUCAGCUGCGGGGUUAGGAGCGCAGCAGGCUCCCCGCCCCACGCGGCCGCAACAGUCAGGCUCCGGCCGCGGCGGCCCGCCACCUACCAUUUCGGGCGGCAGCAGGGACACGCGGCUUCAGAUGGACCCAGUGGAGAAAGCGCGGCGGCAGAUGGGCUAUCGGAACAACUGGCACCGCAAGGAAGUGGACCACGCAAACCAGGUGAAGUGGCCGGAGCCGCUGGGUCCCAACCCACGUGUGGCGAUCAUCGGCGGCGGCAUGUCUGGGCUCAUGUGCGCCCGCGAGUUGGCACGACUGGGCAUCAGGAGCACUGUGUUUGACACGGGCAAGCACGGCGUGGGCGGCCGCAUGGGCACACGCGCCAGCGGAGAGUCCUCCCUGCGCUCCGGCACCGGCACCACCGCGGCCUCCACGAAGGCGGCGGCAGCGCAGCUGGGCGGGCUCGUUUUUGACCACGCCGCACAGUUCUUCACAGUCACGGACCCCUCGUUCCAAUCGGUGGUGGAUGACUGGCUCGCCACCGGCCUGGUGCGGGUGUGGGAGGGGCCCGUGGGCACCCUGCGUGCCGGCGCCGGCGCCUUCGCCCGGCUGCCGCCCAGCCCGCCGCGCUAUGUGGCUGUGGGCGGCAUGCGGCGGCUGGCUGAGGCGCUGGGGGAGCAGCUGGAGGCGGGCGGCGGCAGCAGCCUGGUGGAGUUCAGGCGGCCGUGCUGGGUGGGCAAGAUGCAGGCCGAGGAGGGCCGCGGCUGGGCUCUCAGUGGCGAGGGGCGCAGUCAGGGCGUGUACGACGCAGUGGUUGUGGCGCACAACGGCAAGUGCGCCAACAGACUGGUGGGGCCCACAGGCGCGCCCAAGGUGGCUGAGCAGCUGAUGCGGCUCAAGCUUAAUGCGGUGUGGUGCCUCAUGGUGGCGUUUGACGGACCGCUGCCAGUCAACUUUGAGGGCGCCUUCAUCCAGGGCAGUUCCAUCCUGAGCUGGGCGGCCAACAACACUGCCAAGCUGGAGCUCAAGCACACGCCGGCGGGCACGCAGUGCUGGACGCUGUUCUCCACCAACGCUUACGGCCAGGCCAACAAGGUGCCGCAGGAGAAUAUCCCGCCCGAGGUGGCUGACAAAGUGGCGGCGGAGAUGGUGGCGGCGCUCAAGCAGGCGGCGGCGGGGCCUGAGGGCAGCCCGGCGGCGGCGGCAGUGGCAGCCAAGUGGCCCAAGACCGUGUUCACGCGCGUGCAGUUGUGGGGCGCGGCGCUGCCUCUCAACACGCCCGGCACGCCGUGCAUCCUGGACCCAGACAGCCGCGUGGGCGUGUGCGGCGACUGGCUCAGCGGUGGCUCGCUGCAGGCCGCGGCCGUCAGCGGCAUCACGCUGGCCCGCCAGAUCGCGGGCCUGCGCGGCAAGACGCAGGAUCAGCUGGCUCCCUUCCGCCUGGGGCUGGAGGCGCAGUUCAAGCCGCUGCGGGUGACGGACAUUGGCGAGUUCCCACACUGAUGAGAGCGAGCACAAAAGUGUCGAGAAGACGGAUGCGGCGGGUGCUGGAGUGGCAUUGGGAAUGGGAUAGGCAGGCGUGCAUGCGACACGCGAGCCGAAGGACGCACUGAAGCUAGCAUGAGAGCAGACUGCUGGACAUGAGCGGCGCUAGCAGCGGGGAGAGGAACCAUGAGCGGGCGGGGAUGCUGGAAUGCAGGAAUCAUGGGGAUUUAGAGUGUCAGUGAACAUGAACUGUGAGAGUGCAGGGAUGUGGCCAUGCAUCUCGGCAAGAGGGCAACUACCGUAGGUGUGUUAUCGCGGAGAUGCGGUAAGGAUGACAGUGAAGGGAAUGAAGUGUUGCAGUGAUGCCAGCGACGCGGCGGCAGCGGAGAAGAGGGGCGCGGUCAGGAGGAGGGGCUGCUGGCGCGGGAGAUUGCCAGAUUGGUGGGUGCGCGGAGGUGGGCACGAACCUGAAGAGGUCACGAUGCAAGAGCGAAGAGGCUGGCGUUUCUCUGUUUCUCUUA
Messenger RNA from Chlamydomonas reinhardtii, 2242 nucleotides. RefSeq lists its product as uncharacterized. NCBI's taxonomy places the organism in Eukaryota, Viridiplantae, Chlorophyta, Chlorophyceae, Chlamydomonadales, Chlamydomonadaceae. The transcript has 13 exons. Gene Ontology annotation, molecular function: oxidoreductase activity. The coding region runs from base 210 to 1739 and encodes 509 amino acids. The record is from RefSeq and is a predicted model, not a curated record.